UAACUCUCCCUAUUGUUGUCGGAGAGAAGGCAAAGGUGUAGUUUGGCAUCAUCGCCCUCAAAGAAACCUAAUCUCUACCUCUUCUGCCCCUUCUGUAAUUCCCGAUCACACCCUUCUCUCUUCCUCCACCCCCUCCUUUACCCAUCAUCGAUUUCUUCUUCUUUUAUUUUUACCCGCCAAAUUCAACUUCCCAUCUCCAACGACUCAUUUCCCCCAAUUCGAAACCCUAGAUUUCUGAUUCCCGGUGGCUUGGAUCUUCUCUUUUCUCGCGUUUCAGAUUUUGAUCCUCGUACUGAUAACGCAAAAGAACUAGUUACCUCUUCACGAGUGGGGGAUAUAUCAAAAGCUUGCUUCUACAAUGGCCAAUCGCGAUUUAAUGCUAGGACAGAACCACAACAUCGGUAUAACCCAAGAUCAAUCACUGGUCCUCAGUCACAACCACACGCUAGAACUUGGUCAAAACCACGACAUGGGCUUAGAACAACCUCAUCACGAACUUGACUUAGCACAUCAACAUGAAGAAGAUCACGAGCUAGACUUAGGAGUACACAACGAAAACCAAGAGGAAGAAGAACAUCAUCACCAUCAUCACGAUUACAUGAACGAGAACGAACUCUCUAUUGAUCAAAAGCCUGGACACGAAGACGAAGACGUUGAUCCAGAGAACCAAAUGUUCUCCUUAUCCGGCACCAACGAGAACCUCGAGCUAGCCAUCGACUCAACCCACGAGAUCGAAAUCGACCACCACGGCGAGAUGGUAAUGGUCACCACCCCCGUCCAAGCCCGCGCCCUCUCCGCCGAGUCAACCUACCAGCUAACCGUCGGGCAAGAGUUCCCAGACGUCAAGAGCUGCCGCAGAGCGCUAAGAGACAUGGCCAUCGCUCAGCACUUCGAAAUGCAAACCAUAAAAUCAGACAAAACACGAUUUACAGCCAAAUGCUCUACCGAAGGAUGCCCGUGGAGAGUCCACGCAGCUAAGCUCCCGGGCGUCCCGACGUUCACUAUCCGUACCAUCCACGAAAGCCACACGUGCGGAGGGAUCAACCACUUGGGCCACCAGCAGGCCUCCGUCCAGUGGGUGGCCACCUCCGUGGAGCAGCGUCUCCGCGAGAAUCCCAACUGCAAACCUAAAGAGAUUCUCGAGGAGAUACACCGCGUCCACGGCAUCACGUUAUCCUACAAGCAAGCGUGGCGCGGUAAAGAGAGGAUCAUGGCCACCAUGCGCGGCUCAUUCGAGGAAGGCUACAGGCUACUCCCUCAGUACUGCCACCAGGUCAAGAGGACUAAUCCUGGAAGCAUCGCUUCGGUAUACGGUUAUCCGUCCGACGACUGCUUCCAGCGUCUCUUCAUAUCCUUCCAAGCUUCCAUCUACGGGUUCCUAAACGCCUGCCGCCCGCUUAUUGGUCUAGACAGAACCUAUCUCAAAAGCAAGUACUUGGGGACGCUGCUUUUAGCGACCGGGUUCGACGGAGACGGCGCGCUGUUUCCGCUAGCGUUUGGGAUUGUAGACGAGGAAAACGACGAGAACUGGAUGUGGUUCUUGUGUGAGCUUCAUAAUCUUCUCGAAACCAACACCGAGAACAUGCCGAGGCUCACUAUACUAUCCGAUAGACAGAAGGGGAUAGUCGAAGGAGUCGAACAGAACUUCCCAACGGCCUUUCACGGCUUCUGCAUGAGGCACUUAAGCGAGAGCUUCCGUAAGGAGUUUAACAACACGCUCUUAGUUAACUACCUCUGGGAAGCGGCUCAAGCUCUUACCGUGAUUGAGUUUGAAGCUAAACUACUUGAAGUGGAAGAGGCUUCUCAAGACGCUGCGUACUGGAUCAGACGUAUCCCUCCGAGGCUGUGGGCCACUGCCUACUUCGAAGGGCAAAGGUUUGGACACUUGACGGCUAAUAUAGUCGAGUCGCUGAACUCGUGGAUCGGCGAAGCGUCCGGGCUUCCGAUUAUCCAGAUGAUGGAAUGCAUCAGGAGGCAGCUGAUGACUUGGUUCAACGAAAGGCGGGAGACCAGCAUGCAGUGGACUUCGAUACUCGUCCCAAGCGCCGAGCGCCGCGUGGCCGAGGCGCUCGAGCUCGCGAGGACCUAUCAGGUCCUCAGAGCGAACGAGGCUGAGUUCGAAGUUAUAUCUCACGAAGGGAACAACAUUGUUGAUAUAAGGAACAGGUGUUGUCUUUGUAGAGGGUGGCAGUUAUACGGUUUGCCCUGUGCGCACGCCGUGGCGGCGCUUUUGUCUUGUAGGCAGAAUGUUCAUAGGUUCACUGAGAGCUGUUUCACUGUGGCGACGUAUAGGAAGACUUACUCUCAGACGAUUCAUCCGAUUCCGGAUAAGAGUCUUUGGAGAGAGAUGUCUGAGGGAGAUCCGGAUGUGGGUAGAGCUGGUCUUGAUGUUGUUAUAAACCCGCCUAAGUCGCUGAGACCGGCUGGUAGGCCGAGGAAGAGGCGGGCUAGGGCUGAGGAUAGAGGACGUGUGAAGAGGGUUGUGCAUUGUAGCAGGUGUAACCAGACUGGUCAUUUCAGAACCACUUGUGCUGCACCCAUUUGAUCUGCAACACUCUUUAUCAACAGACGCUUGAAGAACAGUUACUAGUUUGUUAUUUAUUUCCUUUCUCUAUUUAUAUUUGUAUGCUCAGCUGUAGCAGUAUUGUACGCAUAAUAAACUCUUCUGUUUUCGUUUUAACAAGUCAUGAGAUUAAAUUUUAUUUUGAAAA
Molecule: messenger RNA, 2711 nt
Organism: Brassica oleracea var. oleracea
Lineage: Eukaryota; Viridiplantae; Streptophyta; Magnoliopsida; Brassicales; Brassicaceae
Exons: 2
Coding region: 359-2545 (728 amino acids)
Molecular function (GO): zinc ion binding
Source: RefSeq, a predicted model, not a curated record